AUGAACGGCACAGGGGUGGCGAACGACACAGGCAACCGCAGCGCUACAGGGCUGUGCGAGCAGGUCCUGAUCCAGCCUGAGGUCUUCCUGACCCUGGGCAUAGUCAGCCUGCUGGAGAAUAUCCUGGUCAUCCUGGCUGUGGCCAAGAACAAGAACCUGCACUCGCCCAUGUACCUCUUCCUCUGCAGCCUGGCAGCGGCCGACAUGCUGGUGAGCGUCUCCAACUCGCUGGAGACGGCGGUCAUCUCCGUCCUCAACAACCGCUACCUGGUGGUGAGCGACCGCUUCAUCCAGCUCAUGGACAACGUCUUCGACUCCAUGAUCUGCAUCUCGCUGGUGGCGUCCAUCUGCAACCUGCUGGCCAUCGCUGUGGACCGCUACAUCACCAUCUUCUACGCCCUGCGCUACCACAGCAUCGUCACGGUCCGCAAGGCCCUGCUGGCCAUCGGCGCCAUCUGGGCCGCCUGCGUGGUCUGCGGCAUCAUCUUCAUCGUCUACUCGGAGAGCAAGACGGUCAUCAUCUGCCUCAUCACCAUGUUCUUCACCAUGCUGGCGCUCAUGGCCACGCUCUACGUGCACAUGUUCCUGCUGGCCCGCCUGCACGUGAAGCGCAUCGCCGCUCUGCCCGCCCAGGGCGUGGUCCGCCAGCAGACCUGCAUGAAGGGCGCAGUCACCAUCACCAUCCUGCUGGGCGUCUUCGUCUGCUGCUGGGCGCCCUUCUUCCUGCACCUCAUCCUCAUCAUCGCCUGCCCCAAGGACCCCUACUGCAUCUGCUACAUGUCCCACUUCACCACCUACCUGGUGCUCAUCAUGUGCAACUCUGUCAUCGACCCUGUCAUCUACGCCUUCCGCAGUCAGGAGAUGCGCAAGACCUUCAAGGAGAUCAUCUGCUGUUUCGGCGCCAGCUGCGCUUUCCGCUGCAAGUACUGA
Molecule: messenger RNA, 930 nt
Organism: Conger conger (European conger)
Lineage: Eukaryota; Metazoa; Chordata; Actinopteri; Anguilliformes; Congridae
Gene: mc3r
Product: melanocortin 3 receptor
Exons: 1
Coding region: 1-930 (309 amino acids)
Biological process (GO): G protein-coupled receptor signaling pathway
Cellular component (GO): membrane
Molecular function (GO): melanocyte-stimulating hormone receptor activity; peptide hormone binding
Source: RefSeq, a predicted model, not a curated record